UUCAUUUGAACAUUUCGUUUUUUAAUGGAAGCAAAAUAAAAGAAAUUUAUACAAAAAAAUGUUUGCACAAGUUCCAGCUAGUUCUAAUUCAGGUCCAGCGAAUAGACCAGAAUUGUAUGAGGAAGUGAAGCUAUACAAAAAUGCGAGAGAAAGAGAAAAUUAUGACAACAUGGCAGACUUGUAUGCAGUCAUCAACACCUUGCAGAGUUUGGAGAAAGCCUAUGUGAAAGAUGCUAUACAUCCUAAGGAGUAUACAGGAGCAUGUUCCAAGUUACUGGUUCAGUUUAAAGCAGCAUUUAGACAAGUUGCAAAAGAUUUUCCUGAUGUUGAAGCAUUCAUGAAAAAAUACAGGCUUGAUUGUCCCCUGGCUUUGGAGAGGAUCAGAGAAGAUCGACCAAUCACAAUUAAGGAUGACAAAGGCAACACUAGUAAAUGUAUAGCAGAUAUUGUCUCGUUAUAUAUAACAGUCAUGGAUAAGUUGAGAUUAGAAAUUCGAGCUAUGGAUGAGAUACAGCCAGAUCUGAGGGAGUUGAUGGAUGCUAUGUGUAGAUUGAGUAUACUGUCUGCAGAUUUUGAGGGCAAACAGAAGGUUCAAACAUGGUUAGAUCGGUUCAGCAGUAUGUCAGCAUCGGAAGAGUUAGAUGAUACACAAGUACGACAGAUGCUGUUUGAUUUAGAGUCAGCAUACAAUGCUUUCAACAAAGUUCUUCAUGAUCACUAACUUCUAAUCAUAUUAAAAAAUUUCCAUGUGAAUAUUAUUAUAAACUUUCACAAGUCAUUUUUCCAGGUAUGGAAAUUAUAAAACUUGUGUUGAAAGACUGUGCUGGAAUUCAGCUUUGACAAUGAUCAAUUUGAGAAACAACCAAUCAGAUGCUGGAUAUCUGAGACUUUUCAAGAAAGACAGUUUUCUUUUUUGGAAUUUUUAGCUGGUGAAAAACGAUAUAUUGUGAAUCUAAGUAAAAACUGAGUCAAAAUGUGAUUGACCAAACACGUAUAAGUAUUUGCCACAUGCAUCUUAUAUGCACUUUUAUAUGUAAUGAUAAAAACUUUAAGAAAAUACAUUUUAAGUAGAGCUUGUCUGUGAAAUGUGCCAUUUAUAAAGAUGUAGGCAGAAUUUAUACGACACCAAGGCAGAAGUUGUUAUUGUCUCCAAAAGAAAUGUUUUGAUCUUUAUAUUAUGCUAGUAUUUGAGAGAGAAAAAACACCAAGGCAGCUGCUUCAGUUUGCCUCAGUAGUUAUGUUACUGUUUUAUUUAUUUCUUUAUAGUGGAAGUUAAACUUCUCAUUCGUGAAAAUGUUGCUUCUUUAGAUAUGUGCUUGCAAAAAGUUUUGAUGCAGAUAAAAUAAUAAAAAUGCUUUUUCUAAAUUUAAUUUGAGACUUGUCGUAAGUCAGUGUUUUUCCAUUAAGUAAUGUUAAGUAUUGGUUUCUUUAACGGUCCUCACAUUUAUUGGAUUUUUAGAGAGAAAUGUUUCACCUAAAAUUUGUGAUAGAGUCACUUUAAACAUUAGAGGCACAAGGAACAGUUUCAUGUGUUGAAAUAAGCAGACUAUUAGCCUAUAUUUUGAUGAAAUAUAAUCUGUUGAUUUAACACUUUACCAUGUGCAAUUCUGGUAAUGCACUUUGCUUGGUUUUUAUGGUUGAUUAUAUAUGUAACUAUUCUUGUUAAAUUAAGAGCUUAGUAGAAAACAAUUGUAAGUUGUUCUGUACAGAAAUUUGAUCAACUAGAAGUCAUGUCUUCAUGUUGUUUGUCCAAAUAACAUAGAAUAAAACCUAGAUUUGGGGUACAGAAAUGUAAAAUAUGUCACAAUUGAAUGACAACCUUUGUGUCAAUAAAAAAACAGAAUAUUACUAUUUUUCAAUAUUUUUCAUGAAAAUCAGUUUAUAGCUUGAGGUUCUAUUUAGUAACAGGGAAAAUAUUUUAAGUAUAAGCAAAUUGACAUAAACAGUUUAAUUAACAACAUGAUUAACCUUUAGCCUGCUGGUGGCAAAUGAUUCUGCCUUUGCGGCCACUGCAGACCAGGAUGCACAUCUGUGCAGUCUGAUCAUGGUCUGCACUGUUCGCCAUUCAGUCAGUAUCAUUUUGGUAAUCACCCAUUUUAACAGUUAAUGGUACUGUCCAAAUUGAAAGAUGGACAAGUUCAUUAUAGAAAUUUAGCAGGGUAAGGAUUAAAAAGAUGUAAAUUUCAAACCAUGGGAAUGCUAAGUAAAAUCUAUAUUGUUGAACUAUACAUGAAAAUGUCAUCAAAAUUGUAUACUUUCCCAUAGAUUACUAUUACGAAAUUUCCUUGAGGUUAAAUAUUCUCAAUCUGUCCAAAAAAUCAAGCACACAUUCCUAUUUUUACUGGCUUCACAUAUUAAGUAAAUCCUGAAAUUUUGAAAAUUUAGGGUUCAGUCAAAUUGUUCAUUUUAGGAAAUAAUUUUAUUCAAACAUGCAGAACUACUCUAAAUGUAAUUAAUGAAAAGCAGUUUUCUGCUAAGCCCUUGAAUGUGUAAUAAUGUAAAUAUUUCUUGUGUAAAUUAUUUUUGUUACUGAAUUAGAUACAGUAAAUGUGUUACACUUAA
Messenger RNA from Mercenaria mercenaria, 2562 nucleotides. RefSeq names its product vacuolar protein sorting-associated protein 28 homolog. The coding region runs from base 59 to 721 and encodes 220 amino acids. Gene Ontology annotation, biological process: protein transport to vacuole involved in ubiquitin-dependent protein catabolic process via the multivesicular body sorting pathway. Lineage: Eukaryota; Metazoa; Mollusca; Bivalvia; Venerida; Veneridae. Gene Ontology annotation, molecular function: protein-containing complex binding. Gene Ontology annotation, cellular component: ESCRT I complex. The transcript is spliced from 9 exons. The record is from RefSeq and is a predicted model, not a curated record.